This is a messenger RNA of Opisthorchis viverrini, 246 nucleotides long. RefSeq lists its product as hypothetical. The annotation marks the transcript as partial. The transcript is spliced from 2 exons. NCBI's taxonomy places the organism in Eukaryota, Metazoa, Platyhelminthes, Trematoda, Opisthorchiida, Opisthorchiidae. The record is from RefSeq and is a predicted model, not a curated record.
GCCAGUGCGCGCCGUCGAGAAAUGGUUGAACUGGACAGACAGUAUAAGAGACGGCAAUUUCUGCCUCUCCUUGAUCCGUCGUUAUACGUGUACAAAACACACCGACAAUGAUAUCGAUCAAACCAACUAUUCCCCAUGGCGUCAUUGGGGGAACCCCCUAUUUAUUUUGAGAUUUUGCUUGGCUCAUGGAAAUCUUCUAGAUUACAGUUUUCGUUUUGUCGCAUCGGAGGUUCUUUACCUACCGUA